Messenger RNA from Aspergillus bombycis, 1422 nucleotides. RefSeq lists its product as uncharacterized. The transcript has 2 exons. Lineage: Eukaryota; Fungi; Ascomycota; Eurotiomycetes; Eurotiales; Aspergillaceae. The coding region runs from base 1 to 1422 and encodes 473 amino acids. The record is from RefSeq and is a predicted model, not a curated record. Gene Ontology annotation, molecular function: protein binding.
AUGUUGAUAGGCAUGUUUGCUCCCGGUCCGAUUACAUUUGUUUACCUGUCGCCUGAAUUGGCUGCGUUGAAGAUGGAUCGUCUACCGAUAGAGAUUCUCCUGUCCAUCAUCCAUGAAAUUCCCAACGCACGAGACCGACUGAAUCUCGUCCAGACAUGUCAGCGCUGGCGUGCGUCGUUUCUGGGAAUUGCUUUCCGCUCGAUCCGCCUGGAAUGGCUCCAUCUUCGGACUCUGGUCGUGGCGGCCCUUGCCAACUCAGCGAUCAGGUUCUCCAUCCGCGAGAUUUCGAUGGAGGUCGUCGCAUGGAACGGUUCACCGGCCGCAUUAGGCUCGGCAGUGCAGGACUUUCUCGAUCUCAUCAGCGACUCGCCCGUCGAAUAUGAUGCAUGGCCAAAAGCGCUGUCCAAUAACCAGAGUGAAGCGUGGAUUGCUCUUCUAAUGGCCAUUCUCCCCAACCUGACUGCACUUUCGGCACAGCAUAGCCACCCACGAGGCUGGAUUACCCGGAUUGCUGCGAAGGCCGCGUGGAAGCAAUUUCCUUUCGAUCCCAGCACUCUCCCGGCCUUGCAGCGAUUAGAAAAGCUCGACCUUGCCUGGCGUGGUCUCUCCACCGAGCUUCACUCUGCCUACAACGCAGCAGACCACCCCGCCUUCCUUCCAGUCCCAGGCUCGUCGCCGGUCGAAGACUUAGUCGUGGACUUCCUUUGCAACGGAAGACAUGGGAUGGCCGAUUUUAUUACCUCCUGUGCCAACCUGAAGCGCUUUGUAUACCAGCAUACGAACAACAUUGCCUGGGUUUCACGACAGGAGGAGGAGGAUUGCACGGGCGUAGACGCUAGCUUUCGGCCGUGGUGCUUCCAUGAGGCGCUCCAAACACAGAAGCACAGCCUGGAAAUUCUCCACCUGAAUGAUCUGGGCGAUGCGUCCAUCCCUCGACGAAGUCAUCUCUAUAGUGCGGAUGUUGACCCCAUCUCGCAUGAUCGGUGGUUCGGGUCGCUCGUGGAAUUUCGCAAGCUGUGGCAUCUACGUAUCCGCCCCAGCAACCUGACCAACUUCUACCCCAAAGAGACAGAGGAUAUGAUCCCGCUGGGAAAUAUUCUGCCGAGCAGCCUGAGAGUUUUACAUAUAGCCGAUUGUAGCGAGGACAACUGUACUGUAUUGGUCACCCACCUCGAGGAUCUUCUUGCUCGGCGAGAGGAACAGUUUCCAAAUCUACAGUCCUUACUCAUCUCUCCUGAGCGGGAGGACCUACACGGAACGAGCAUCUGCACUAAGGAGUCCUUCAGGAAGCAAUGGACGACCCUUGGGGUCCUGUGUGACCGGGUUGGGGUUCAGCUGUCCCUUGGGGUUGGGGAAAAGAUGGCAACAAAUGCACAGCAUUGGUCUCCGGGACGAGUUGUAGACGAGGCUUCGUUGAAUUAA